GUUUAAAUAUGAAUAAGAGGAUCAAAUAUAAGCAGGCUAAAUAUGCUCUCAAUCACUUCGGAGAGAAGAAAAUUAAGCAGGCUCAGGGUGAAAUCCAAGAAGUUGACGAAAACCAGGCCGAAGAAAAGAACCAAGAAGAUGACCAAAAGCUACCAAAAAUUCAAAAGCAAGGCUUUGUUCUUGACUGCAUCACAGGAAAGAUGCCUGAGUAUAAUAGUAAAAAUGACAAGCAUCUGCAGCACUUUUAUAUUCGCAAGAAAUUAAUCAGGCUCUUGAGAAGACAUGAAAUUAAUUCUCUGCAUAAGUAAAUAUAAGAAGAAAAGAAAAGGCAGGCAGACCAGCAAGUCUGUAAAUGUGACCAGACACUCCUUCUUUAAGAAUAAUCUUAAGAGCAAUGUGUCCUCCAAAGGUGGCUUAAGAUCAAGAAGUUCCCAAAGAGUUCAAGAAAAACCAGUCAAGCCAAGACCAAUUAAUAAUAAAUUCAGAAUCAGUGGGCUUAAGAAAGCGAAAAGGCAUACUUCUAGGAAUGUGAAAAAUAAACUUAACAGAAAAGGGCAAACCCAGAGAGUAUUUUCUUCAGAGAAUACAAAAGAUGGUUUCUUUCUUACCUCCGUGAACGAUAUCGAAAAUGCUGACAAAGAAAAUAAUCCUGAACUAAGUCACCGUAAGCCAAUGUUCGCUAAUCUCAACCCCAAGCCUAAAACCAAGAAGCCGUUCAAAAACUUGUACAGCACUCUCGGAAGGACGGGUAGACUUCCUUCUGUAAAGAGGGGACUUCCGAAGACAUCUCUCGGCUUUCUGAACAAGCAGGGGAGAAUUUCAAGGAACACAGGAGGGCUUACGCACAGGACCUCUCGUUCUCGGAGGACCAACAACGGGUCACAGUGCAAGGGGAAGAAGAAAAUUCCGUACAUGACUAAGGGAGAUUUCAGGUCUUUGUUGGAGAAGUAUAAGAAGGAAGUUGGGAGGGUAAAAGCAGGUUUGGAGUAAUUGAUUGAAGAGGUUUGGAUGAGUUCUUUUGUUUUUUGGGUAGGGUCCUAUUUUUGGGAAUUUUCAAAAAUAAACAUUUGAGCUAUAUCGAGGCAAUAUGAUACCUUUUAUAUAUUUUUAACAUUAUUAUCUUAAUAAAUACCAA
Moneuplotes crassus is the source of this 1135-nucleotide messenger RNA. The record is from the annotation of a GenBank genome assembly. NCBI's taxonomy places the organism in Eukaryota, Ciliophora, Spirotrichea, Euplotida, Euplotidae.